CCUUUGCGCUCGCCGAGCGGCUGGCGAUGGCUCGAGUUACACCAUUUGCCGGGCUCGUCGGGGCUGACUUGCUGCCGGUGCGCCCGGGCGCCGCGGCGAGCUUUGGCCGGCGGAGGAGCAAGAGGAGCGCGCCGGACUCCCGCCGGGCCAUCGGCUCUUGAGCGCGGCGGUCCUGCGCCGGGCUCCCCCGUCUCCCCUCCCGCUUUCUCGGAGGUAGGAGCUGCAUUUCGACUCCCCCUUCUCCGUCUCCAGUUUUCGCUCGGCCAAAUCCGAGCCGCAGCGAGCGGCAGGCAGGCAGGCGAGCGCCCCCGCUGGGCUCCCGGCGGUUCCCCCUUCGCAGGACGGCGGUCCGUUUGCAGAGGCUCCGGCGCGGAGGGGACUCGUGCGUGGCCCGCAAAAGGUGGAUUUUUGCGUUGUGAGCCUGGGCUCCUCGGUUGCGCAGGCUGCGUCGCGCUCGGUUGGCAACGGUUCGGCUUUUUGGUUCUGAAGGCUGUUGCAGAGCGGCGAGGGACGGCGGCGGCCACGCGUGGCUUCUCCACUCGCGCUUGGGCGUCUGCACGCGUGUGCAUGUGUGAAUGCGCCGGGGUUAAUGGAACAGAUGGAGAUCGCGCUGGCCGGAUUGCAGAAGAAAGAAACGUCCGAGGUGGAGGUAAAGAGGAUUGGCCAGAAGUGAUUUGUCCCCCUCCCCCUUCUGUCAUGAGGUUCCUGUUGCUCUCUGCUUGUGCGGUGCUAGUGACCGUCUCUCAGUGCGACGCCGUCAGUUUCCCAGAAGAUGAGGACCCGAUUAACGUUGUUGACUACCAUUAUUCAAGGCAGUAUCCAGUGUUUGGAGGACGCCCUUCAGGCAAUGAAUCCCAACACAGGCUAGACUUUCAACUCAUGUUGAAAAUUCGAGACACACUCUAUAUUGCUGGCAGGGAUCAAGUUUACACUGUAAACUUGAAUGAACUUCCAAAGGGAGAAGUUGCUCCGAGCAAGAAAUUAACAUGGCGAUCGAAGCAACAAGACAGAGAGAACUGCGCCAUGAAGGGGAAACACAAAGACGAAUGCCAUAAUUUUAUUAAAGUCUUUGUUCCCAGGAAUGACGAGAUGGUGUUUGUCUGCGGAACAAAUGCUUUUAAUCCCAUGUGCCGUUACUAUAGGUUGAAUACCUUGGAGUACGAUGGUGAAGAAAUUAGUGGCUUGGCAAGAUGCCCAUUCGAUGCCAGGCAAACCAACGUGGCCCUCUUUGCUGAUGGGAAACUAUAUUCUGCCACAGUUGCGGAUUUCCUGGCCAGCGAUGCUGUUAUUUACCGAAGCAUGGGGGAUGGGUCAGCACUAAGAACAAUAAAAUAUGACUCCAAGUGGAUAAAAGAGCCCCACUUCCUCCACGCCAUUGAAUACGGGAAUUUCGUUUAUUUCUUCUUUCGAGAGAUUGCGGUGGAGCAUAAUAAUUUAGGCAAGGCGGUUUAUUCCCGUGUGGCCCGCAUAUGCAAAAACGACAUGGGUGGCUCGCAGCGUGUGUUGGAGAAGCACUGGACUUCUUUUCUGAAGGCCCGUCUCAACUGCUCUGUCCCAGGGGAUUCGUUCUUCUACUUUGACGUUCUGCAGUCCAUCACGGACAUAAUAGACAUCAACGGAGUGCCCACCGUGGUUGGCGUCUUCACCACGCAGCUGAACAGUAUCCCCGGCUCAGCCGUGUGUGCUUUUAGCAUGGACGACAUUGAAAAAGUAUUUAAAGGAAGAUUUAAAGAACAAAAAACCCCUGAUUCUGUUUGGACAGCUGUACCUGAAGAAAAAGUACCGAGGCCAAGACCUGGUUGCUGUGCAAAACACGGCCCAGCAGAGGCUUACAAAACCUCCAUUGAUUUCCCAGAUGAAACCCUCUCUUUCAUCAAAUCCCACCCUUUGAUGGAUUCCGCCGUCCCGUCUGUCAUCGAGGAGCCCUGGUUUACAAAGACAAGGGUCAGGUAUCGGCUGACAGCAGUUGCCGUGGACCACUCCGCCGGCCCAUACCAAAACUACACCGUCAUAUUCGUUGGCUCUGAAGCUGGAGUGGUGCUUAAAAUCUUGGCAAAGACCAGAGCUUUUUCUUUGAAUGACAGCGUCUUACUGGAAGAGAUUGAUGCUUAUAAUCAUGCAAAGUGUAACGGAGACAGCGAAGACGACCAAAGGGUCAUUUCCCUACAACUGGACAAAGAGCAUCAUGCUUUAUUUGUCGCCUUCUCCAGCUGCGUCGUGCGAAUCCCCCUCAGCCGCUGUGAGCGUCACGGGUCGUGUAAAAAGUCUUGCAUUGCCUCUCGAGACCCUUACUGCGGCUGGCUGAGUCACGGGACCUGCGGAAGGGUGAAAGCGAGCAUGUUGUUGUCUUUGUUUGUUUCAUACAACCACAGCGUUGGAGGAUAUGAACAAGACGUAGAAUAUGGCAACACGGCACAACUUGGGGACUGCCACGAAAUUUUGCCUUCUACAACUACACCAGAUUACAAAAUAUUUGGCGAUCCAACAUCUGACAUGGCGUUCUCCUCCUCAGCCUCUAUUACCACAGUGGGAAGUAGCCCUGUUAUCUCUCCUAAAGUGAUUGGUUCCUGGAAACCUAAAGUGACUGGCUCUCGGAAAUUUGUAGCUCAAGAUGACCCAAACACUUCUGAUUACUCUGAUCCAUUAUCAGGUGUCCCGAAGGGUGUAAGAUGGGAAGUGCAGUCGGGAGAUUCCAACCAAAUGGUGCACAUGAAUGUUCUGAUUACUUGUGUCUUUGCUGCAUUCUUGCUGGGAGCCUUUAUUGCAGGAGUGGCUGUCUACUGUUACCGGGAUAUAUUUAUAAGGAAAUCCAGAAAGAUACACAAAGAUGCCGAAUCAGCUCAAUCCUGUACAGACUCAAGCGGCAGCUUCGCCAAACUGAAUGGGCUCUUCGACAGCCCAGUCAAGGAGUAUCAGCAAAACAUCGAUUCGCCCAAGCUAUAUUCCAAUCUGCUAAUGAGCAGAAAAGAGCUGCCACCAGCAGGCGAUACAAAGUCGAUGAUGAUGGUGGUGGACCACAGAGGCCAGCCUCCAGAACUGGCGGCUCUUCCGACUCCGGAAUCCACACCGGUGCUGCAGCAAAAGACAUUGCAGUCUAUGAAAAGUCAGUUGGACAAAGCACAAAACAAUCUCAGUGCUUCUCGGAAAGAAGCCCCUCUGAAGAGCCCUCAGUUUUUUCCAUCCAGUCCUCCACCCCAUUCCCCUUUAAGUCACGGACACAUCCCAAGUGCCAUUGUCCUUCCAAACGCUACCCACGAUUACAAUAUGUCCUUCUCAAAUUCUAACGCACACAAAGCAGACAAAAAGAUGCAGAACAUGGACCACCCGCUUACAAAAUCAUCAAGCAAAAGAGACCACAGAAGGUCCGUCGAUUCCAGGAAUACCUUGAACGAUUUCCUGAAACAUUUGAACGAAACACCGAAUAACCCCAAAGCCAUUAUGGGGGACCUCCAAGUGUCUCACCAGACUUUAAUGCUUGAUCCCAUGGGGAAUAUGUCAGAGAUUCCUCCUAAAGUCCCUAACAGAGAAGCAUCAUUGUAUUCUCCUCCAUCCACCCUUCCACGAAACAGUCCAACAAAACGGGUGGAUGUCCCCACCACACCCGCAGCACCAAUGACCUCUUUAGAAAGACAAAGGGGCUAUCACAAAAAUUCAUCACAGAGGCAUUCUAUAUCAGCCCUUCCUAAAAACUUAAACUCGCCCAAUGGCGUGCUGCUAUCCAGGCAGCCUAGUAUUAAUCGCGGAGGAUACAUGCCUCCUACUACGGGAACAAAAAUGGACUACAUGCAAGGGACUCCAGUGAGCGUACAUCUACAGCCUUCCUUAUCCAGGCAAAGCAGUUACACAAGCAAUGGAACGCUUCCUCGGACAGGAGUAAAGAGGACGCCCUCCCUAAAACCCGAUGUGCCACCCAAACCCUCUUUCGUUCCUCAGACACCUUCAGUCAGACCACUGAACAAGUACAGCUACUAAGACUUGCAUUUUCUCUUUAAAGAGUGUGGGACAAUGUCGAGGGACAGAUGUUAAGGCAGAGACUUGCUUGUCCUCAAAAAAUAGAGCAAGCAGCCAAAGAAGCUGUCUUUAACUCUGGCGCCAUCUUGUUUUGCCAUACGUCUGGCUUCAAGCAAGACUUGACUUGCUCGACAGGUUUUUAAAAAAAAACAAAGGAAGGUGCUGGCCAUUACAUUUCUUUUGUUUGGAGCAGAGGAGACAUGUAGCACAAUGGGGAAGGGACGCAUUGACCUUUUGAAAGAGCUGUUCCAAGUACUUGGGGAAGAAAGACAUAAAAAAGAGAGAUUGGUGAGCAAAUACUUGAAAAAAAAUUAAAAUGGGGUUCAUUUGAGACUGCCAUAAUGCGUAGUCUUCCCAUGAAAUGUGAACAUUUUAAUAUGUAUGCAUUCGCCUUGCCUCUUGCACAAAUGUCAGAAAACGAUAACGUCUCAACAAGUGUGUGGGUUAGUAAGCAACUUGCUGAUCUUCGGUCUCUAGUCCAAGUGUAGCAUUUUUUUUCCUCCAUGGGAUGAUGGUAUUUUGUUUAUGGCGCAGAUAAAACUGUGUGUGCAUGAAUGUGUGUGCGCGUGAGUGAGUCACAGACACAAGGCAUUCAGUCUCGCUGCAUCUUCUAAACGUACAGAAUUGUUUACACUGAGCAUCAGUGAACAACAAAUGGCUCUGGCUCUUGUGGAGUGCAUGGGGGUUCAUUGCAUUAUCUACUGUGGGAGGCUCUGGGGCUGUCAGAUUUGUGUACAUGACUAAACCCCAGAACUGUCAAAAACAGCACAAACAUCCUCAUGCUAAAUAAUGCUGCUAUGGCAGUCAAGAUUUUCAAGUUUCACAUGUAGCAUUUUGGAAGGGUUGACCAUGGUAAAAAACCAGUCCUUCAAUCCAACCUGGUGUUGAACAUGAAUAGCAGCUGUUCUUGCUAGUCUUCAACCAAUGCAGGGGUUCUUAAUUCUGGUCACAGAGAGCCUUCCCCAAGUCAAAAACAAAAUUAGGUUAAGACCACACACACUCACAUACCGCAAACAAGCCACAAGACAGACAUGGCUCCAAGAAAAGCAAUGAGAAAGGUAGCGUGGUAUUCCCAGGCAAGAGAGAUCCCCCCCUUACGAAACACUGUUCCAGUGUAUAGAGAUUGUAUCAUUGCCCCACAGCACUGUUUGAACUAUACAGUCAGAGAAGUAUCCACCUGUAUCUCUUUGGCUAAGAAUGGCAGAUCCAGAAUCUUCUCUCUUAGCGUCAUCCCAUGUACAAAAAUCAGGAUUCAAGGUGGAGUGAGAAGGGAAUUGUGCCUCCUUCAAUCUCCAUCAACAGCUCACACUCUCAAGGAAGCCUUCCUUAUGCUUUGAGAAUCUUCGGCGAUGGAACAUACAUUAGGAAUGAGUUUAUGGGGGGAAAAGGAUAAGCAGAAGUAUGUGCCAUCCUAUAAUGCAGCCCCUUUUUGCAGCAGAAAGGAAGAUACACCCAAUUGGCUUUGGCAAGGUGCAUCUGUAAAAAAAAAAAAAUUGAGAGUAGCACAGUCAUUUUGCUUGUGGUUUCUCUGGAGUCAUGCUGGUAAUGACAAUAUUCUGUAAAUACUACAUGUGAGUUUACCUGGAUCUGUGCAUUUUGUGCCUUAUUCAUGCAAAUGAUAAAAAAAGAAAUGUAAGACUAAAAUUCUGUCAAGUGUUCUAGGUGCAUCCUGUUUUCCCCGAGUACCAGCGAUAAGAUCUCUCAGUAAUAUCCAAAAAAUGAAAGCUACAAGGGGGGGACUGUGGGGGAACUAUCCCCACAAGAACAAUUAAUUAACAACGCCGCCUAUAAGCCAAGGAGACAGCAACAUUAAAUCAACCUUACAUGUCAGACAUUCCACCCUAAACCGCUUAAGGAUCAAACAGUUAUAAUGUGAAAUCAUAUGAGAUUUUCUAGGGUAAUGGAACACCUGCUGAAAUUACAUAAGCUAUUGAGUUAGUAUCUGCCGUAUACAUUUGCAGCUGAUCUUUAUCACAGAUGGUGAUUUUUUUAGCACGCAAAUGAUGCCCCAGCAGUUGCUUGCUGAAUGUUACCAUCAUCAUAGCAUAACAUUCGUGGACCAUUCAAACAAGCAAUUUCAACCCAAGGCAUUGAUUUCACAUAGGUAUCAAGUUUUUAAAAAGAUUUUUUGCUUCUGAAGAAAAGGGACCCUUUCCCUUACUACGUAGAUUUUUUUCUCCUUUUCCAUUCCAUAUGUUGAUCGUCAAAGACCUUUUAACUUGCAAAAAAUAGUCCAGGGUGAAAAGGCCUAGGAUUGUUCAUUCUUAAAACAUUUCAGUCUUGCAACUAAAACUGUUUAAUCAUUUAAAUUUUAAACAAACAUACAAAAUGGAUCAAAUGAUGAAACUGAAUUGAAUUCACUUUGCAAAUAUUAAUUAAUAAUACAUACUUGUGUGAAACCGAAACAUAAGUGUUACUAUGUGAACCCAAAUAACUUUCUGUAACAUUGUGCUGCCUUGUUAGAUGGUAAUGUGAGUUUUUCCUCAGUAUUUAUGUUGAAAUCUCUAACAUUCAACAUAGUCUUUAUUCUGUUAAUUUAUAAUUUGUGUUGGGUUUUUUUUUUUAAUGCUUUAUCCAUUUGUGCAAAGGUAAAUGCAGAUUGUAUCUUUUUUAAUGGUACGGCAUAAAAAAAAAAGUAACCCUGAAAGAAAGCUGCUCUAUACAGUCUAUAGAGUACUUUAACAUGUAUAGAUAUCUUGUAAACUUGUAUUGUGGAUGUGUAAAUAAUUACGUCCUUUGGGUUUUUAACACCGCAUGUAAAGUCAAAAUAAAAUAUUCAGCUGUA
Molecule: messenger RNA, 6796 nt
Organism: Eublepharis macularius
Lineage: Eukaryota; Metazoa; Chordata; Lepidosauria; Squamata; Eublepharidae
Gene: SEMA6D
Product: semaphorin 6D
Exons: 19
Coding region: 568-3972 (1134 amino acids)
Biological process (GO): positive regulation of cell migration; negative regulation of axon extension involved in axon guidance; neural crest cell migration
Molecular function (GO): chemorepellent activity; semaphorin receptor binding
Source: RefSeq, a predicted model, not a curated record